This is a messenger RNA of Limulus polyphemus (Atlantic horseshoe crab), 3391 nucleotides long. It is a transcript of the gene mRpS6, whose product is annotated as probable 28S ribosomal protein S6, mitochondrial. The coding region runs from base 101 to 535 and encodes 144 amino acids. Lineage: Eukaryota; Metazoa; Arthropoda; Merostomata; Xiphosura; Limulidae. Gene Ontology annotation, biological process: translation. The transcript is spliced from 3 exons. Gene Ontology annotation, molecular function: structural constituent of ribosome; small ribosomal subunit rRNA binding. Gene Ontology annotation, cellular component: ribosome; mitochondrial small ribosomal subunit. The record is from RefSeq and is a predicted model, not a curated record.
CAAAUGAGACACAUGCUUUUGUACUUGUAGUAUGAAAGUGUGUUUGUAGUUAGACAAUAUCUGUUUAUUAUUGGAUAUCAGUAUCAUCGAAAAUUUAAAGAUGCCUAGUUAUGAAUUAGCAGUAAUAUUACGAAAAAUGAGCAGGCCAGAACUGGUAACCACGUUAAAACGAACUGGACAAGCUAUUUUUGAAAAAGGUGGUAUCAUUAGAAAAAUUGAAAACCUAGGUACCAGAGAACUACCUUAUCGUAUGCGUGUGCAUAAUCAUUCACAUACAGAAGGAAGUUACUUUCUCUUCAAGUUUGAUGCUCCUACCAACACACUGACAAACUUGCAUGAUUCUUUUUUAAGAGACAUUGACAUUUUAAGGCCAUCAAUAUCAAAAGUAGAACCCGUUAACUUCCCUGAGGAAUGUACCCUUGAAGAAGAGUUACAACCACCUGCUUACAGAAAAAGUGUUGAAGUGUUGUUGAAACAGGAUCGUAAGAAAAUAUUUAAGAAGGGAUAUAAAAAUCUUUCUAACGAAUAUAUUUAAAACAGUAAUACUAUUGUUAUUAUUAUUAUUAGUUUGGCACUUUCCAUGGAAAUAGCAGUAGGCAGUGAACUUAGCCUUGAAUAAAAGUAUUUUUGUUUGUGAAUAUAGGUAAUUCUGUAAAUUAAAAUGUUUGUUGUGUAAACCUAUGAGGAAGAACUUUGAAAUGUUUUGGAUGAACUAGAAACUAUUACUUGAACUUUGACCUGUGCAAGUAGAUUUUUACAAUUCAAAAAUGUUCAGAGAGAAUUUUAACAUCUGUUCUCAAACUUGAAUUUGAGGUCAAAACCUAAUGAAAAUUUGUUUUAUGAAAUUUAGCAGAAUUCAGGAUUUUAAGAGUUUGUAAAUUCAAGAGUUUUUGGGAUUUCAACUAAAUAUAUUGGUACUUCUCUGGAACUCUUGUAACUUUGUUAUUGUACUUUUAUAUCAUUUUUGCUUUUGAAGACAUGUUUAUAGCAGAAUUUAUAAAGACUGGACAGUUCUAUAGUAUUUUAUUUUUGUUGGUUUUAAUUUCAUUUUUCAUCAAAAAAAGGAAAAUUGAAAAUGCAAGCAAGAAAUUAGUUUUCAAACUUCUUGACAGAAAUUCUUGUAACUUGCAUGUAUGUGGGGUGUUCCCAAAAACUUGGAAAAUCAAAGAAAUUGAAAUUAGUCAUGGAAAUUAAUUUUGAAAGCAAAUAUAUAUGUCAAAUAAAACAAAAUUAUCCAUAUAAGUGAAAUUCUAGAUUGUUUGUUUUACAUUACUAUAUUACUGGUAAAAAAAAUAGUUUGAUCACCAUUACGAUAAUCAUAAAAGAAUUCUAAGUUAAAUGUUUUGUACUAUUGUACUUAUUCAAUAACCUGUUCAUUCACUCUGAACAUGAUAUACCUUUUUUGCUCUAUCUCAUUGCAUGCAUGAAGUAACCUGUUUCUUGUAUCUUUCAAAUUGUUAUUGGUAUAUAUAAAACAAACCACUGUUAUGCAUACAGGAAAUGUCAAUUUUGCUGUAUUUAAAGACGAUUGAAUCACCAUUGUAGAAAAUAUUUCAAUGUUAAAUCAUGGUAUCUUAGUAAACUAUAUAGUUAGCUAUAAAAGAUUAUUAGAUAGUUUAAAAACAUGGCAUUUUUCCAACAAAUUAGUUAAUCAGUCAUCAAGUUCUUUUGUCAAUAAAUAUUAAUUUUCUGAAUAGCAAAUGCUUAAGUUAUCCUAGUAUUUACAUGAUGGGUACCAAUUUUUGCCAGUUUGGAAAUUUACUCAUUUGACCUUUGCCAACUAUUUUUGGGAAACAUUGAGUUUGUUGAUGCUGAUGAUAUAUGAAGGAACUUUAUUUCUGGUUUACUGAUUAGAGUAUUCAUAAACACAAGAACAUAAUGUCAUCUUGCAAGUUGAACACCAAUUUUGCUUCACAUUGCUAUAGCUUACUACAUGAUCACUCAAAAUGGGUUUAACAAGUACAUCCCCACCGAUGGAAUAGCAGUAAGCCUACUGACUUUCAAUACUAAAAUCUAGGGUUUGAUUCCCUGUGGCGGACACAGUAGAUAGCCCAACGUGGUUUUGCUCUAAAAAAAAACUAGCAAACACAGGCUUAACAAGUCCAUUCUGACAAAAGAUCGAAGGUACUCAAGCUUUAAUUUGAAGUUUAUUUGAAAUGUAAACAACAAUAGUGUACUGGAGAGAUGUUUUUAUUUUCUCAUAUAGAAAGAAUGAGAUAAAAAGGAAAUACAAAAAAAGUGAGACAAAGUUACUAGAAUUACAUAAAUUUGGUAGUUCAUGGAAAAUAAAUGAUUAACAAGGUUAAAUACAAUUCAGUAGGUACUAAAUCCAAUUUAAUGUUGGAUUAUUGAAAUGGAAUAGAAGGAGUUGGGACAACUAGGCCUUAUUCAUCAAUAACUGUUUCAAUGCAAAAAUAAAAAAAGUUCACUAAUUUUGUAUCAUUGUCAAGUAAUUGAUUUCAGUAUGGAUGAAAAGGUUUGUUUUUUUUCAUUCAUUUUUGCAUAAUCAGUAAUCCAUAUACACUGCUCAAGUAACAACUUGGCAUGGGAUUGUAUUAGACCAACUAAAAAAAUAUUGUUUUUUGUUCCAAAACAUUGGUACAUGCAGGAGGCAUUUAUUUGUAGAUUUCAAUCUCACCUUUCUAUACUUAGCUUAAUAUUUGGCAUAAAAUUACUGUGUGUUUAUUCAAACCUGCCAACAUUUUUAUUCUACAAAAGGAUGGAUUAGAUUGUGGAUUGAAUAGAAAAAAAAAUAUGAUGCACAUUUGCCAAAGUGGGGGCAAAAGGGGAUGAAAACAAAUAUUUUUUUUGUAUUUAGCUUUAAAUGAGUAAAGUUCUCCUUAGGCUUGAAUAAAAACUGGCAUACACUUGUUCAGUGAUCUAUCAUCAGGUUCAUUGUUAUCUUAAGCAAAUAGAUCAGUUACUUAGAACAACAUAAAAGUUGUUUCCUAGAUCUUAUACACAAGUUUUAUGUUUUUUAUUUGUAAUUGUUUUGUAAACUGAUUGUUAAUGAAGUAGUUUGACAAAUUUUUUAACUGUAAUACUUUAUCAGUAAUUAGUACUUCUAUAAAAAAAAACUACAUUUUAAAUAUAUAAAAGUCAAGGCUGAAAAUAUAUGAAAAGUUACUACUAUAUAAUUUAACUUUCUUUAAAUGUGUAAUCAGAGGAGUUAUGUUUUUUGGUAAUACAUGUAUUUUUUAGUAAAAAGCCACCAGUCAUCAGGCUAUUUGUUUUCCUUCUUAAAUCUUUAUAAUAGAUCUUUUUUCCAUGCUAAUCUGGUCACCUUUGCACAUAUACAAACCCUUGUUUGUUGUGACCCAUAAGUUACUAAAAUAUAAAGAAACAUUUUGUUCAAGUCAAAUAAAAUAAUCUUUUAAUUAACUUUACAAUA